This is a messenger RNA of Rhopilema esculentum, 4683 nucleotides long. RefSeq names its product tetratricopeptide repeat protein 21B. Gene Ontology annotation, cellular component: intraciliary transport particle A. The record is from RefSeq and is a predicted model, not a curated record. Gene Ontology annotation, biological process: protein localization to cilium; intraciliary retrograde transport. NCBI's taxonomy places the organism in Eukaryota, Metazoa, Cnidaria, Scyphozoa, Rhizostomeae, Rhizostomatidae. Gene Ontology annotation, molecular function: protein binding.
UAACCGACCUCGUAUCCACAUUGCAGCUUGUAGGCCUAGAUUUUGUCUGCUUCCAGGUAAACACAUCGAAAUAACGAUAUUGCCAAGACUGAUUUUGACGCAAAUUGGAAGCGUUAGCAAACAAGAUGGCUGCUACUGACUCGGUGACUCUUGCCAAAAUUAACUACUGUUGCAGAGAAGGGUAUUAUAGACAACUGCAAAAUAUUUGUCUUGAGUCUUUGCAAAAGUAUGGACAUGAUCCUGUUCUCAUUUUCUGGAAAGCGUUUGGAAUUCUAAUGGAAGAACAGAUAUCUGAAGCAAUAUCAGAAUUUGACGGAAUCAAAGAUAAACGUGAUGUCAUACUUUGUUCAUGCAUGGCUUUGAUUAUUGCACACAAGAGAACAAAAAUGGUGGAUAAAGAAACUGUAAAACAGCUGGAAUCAAAGCUGAAGGCUGAAAGAACAUCCUGUGGGGAGACUGCAUUAUAUUUUGCUGGAAUGUUCUUGUUUCACAGUGGAAAACCUGAUAAAGCAAGGGAGUAUAUUGACAGGAUGUUGAAGAUGUCUCCUCAGUCAAAAGAGGGCCUCAUGCUACGUGGCUGGAUAGAUCUGAAAUCAUCAAGAGAGCAGUACACCAAGAAAGCUAUCAAAUUCUUUGAUGAAGUGCUAAACAGUCCUCAGAGUCAAAAAGAGAUUGAUGCAAUGCUUGGAAAGGUGGACUACCUCAAGAUGAAAAACAAUUUCAGUGGUGCUCUGGAGUUAACCAACCAGCUCGUUGUAUACUAUCCAGACUUUUAUCCAGCCUUAGUAGAAAAAAUGAGGCUGCAACUUGCACUACAAGACUGGGAGCAAACACUUGAGACAGCACAAAGGAUUUUACGAUCAGAGCCACACAAUAUUGAAGCUGAAAGGAUGUCUGUAUUGUUCUUGUUAUGCAGAGAUGGAAAAUAUCCAGAGGCUGUGGACAGGAUCAGUGAUUUGAUUCAAACAUUAGAUCGUGUUGAGCCUAGUAAUCCUUACCUGCAUUGUAGUUUGGCCAAGGGAUUCUCACGUGUGUGUGGACGCAAUUCUAUGAUUCUGCAGCAGACACUAACCAUGCUUGAUCGAGCGAAAUCAUCUUCUUCAUCGUCAAAGGCUGAUGUAAUGAACGAGAUUGGCUAUCAAACAAUAUUGCUUGGACGUCACAAAGAUGCUUUAAAGCACUAUAAACAAGCAAUGAAAAUUGAUGAAUCGAGUGUCCCUGCAUUAACGGGGAUUAUCCAUUGUCAGAUCUUGGAAGGUGCACUAGAUGAUGCCGAACAACAGCUUGAAUUUCUCAGUGAGAUACAAGAAUCUAUUGGAAAAUCAACGGAUAUAUUGUUUCUAAGUGCUUUACUGGCACUGAAACGAGGUAAACCUGCAGAAGAGGUAAUCAAGCUGUUGGAACAGUCAAUGGAAUCACAUUUCGGGAGUUUAGGUGGGCUGCCUCUUGGCUGCUUAUAUUUUGAAAGAUUGAAUCCAGACUUUAUUAUCGAGCUUGCAAAGGUUUUCCUGCAAUUUGCACCAGCUGAGCCUGCAGGUAUGGGCCAGCCUGUUGCUCCUGUACUCAACAAGACUCUUACCAUCCUGGAUCCUAUUGUAAAAACAGUGCCUGGCCUUCUGCUAGGCCACUACUACAUGGCAAAAACAAAGUAUGCUAUGGGUGAUAUUGAUGGUGCAAAGAUGACACUCAGCCUCUGCUUAGAUUCAGAUCCGACAUUUUCGGAUGCACACCUUCUAAUGGCCCAGAUUCAUUUGUAUAAUGGGAACUAUGUUGCUUGCGAUCAGUCAUUGGAAAAUGGACUCAGCUAUAACUUUGAGGUGCGUAACAGCCCAUUGUAUCAUAUCAUCAAAGCCAGGGCAGCCAAGAAAAUGGGAAAAACUGAAGAAUGCCUUAAAACUCUAAAAGAAGCCAUGUCUCUACCUGGUCUGAAGAAAAAGACAGGUCCUGCCAAACCAGGUGAAACUUCGGGGUUAAGCAAUGGAGACAAAGUGACACUAUAUUUGGAGAUAGCAGAGGCACAUCGAAUGCUUAAUCAAACGCACGAGGCAGCAAAGGUAAUGCAGGAUGCGAUCCACGAAUUCCAAGGCACUCCUGAAGAAACAAGAGUGAGCAUAGCCAAUGCAGAGCUUUCACUUGCUAGAGGGGAUGUUGAAGAAGCUCUAACAACGCUGCGCCAAAUCUCACCUGAAGAAAGCUACUUUGUUAAAGCGCGUGAAAAGAUGGCUGAAAUUUACUUGCACCAUAGAAAAGACAAGCGGCUUUAUGCAAGUGUCUACAGGGAACUGGUUGAGAAGAAUCCUGUUCCACAGACAUAUUUGCUGCUAGGGGAUGCCUAUAUGAGUAUACAAGAGCCGGAGAAAGCAAUCGAGGUGUAUGAGACAGCUCUUAAGAGAAAUCCGCGAGACGGAAGCCUGGCAAGUAAAAUUGGGCAAGCACUUAUAAAGACUCACCAAUAUGGCAAGGCAAUCAGCUAUUAUGAAGCUGCAGUAAAAACUGGGAACCAGAACUUUUUGAGAUACGAUUUAGCAGAACUCUAUUUAAAGCUGAAAAACUAUGAUAAAGCAGAGAAAGUAACUCUUCAAGCUAUUAGCUACGCAAAAAAAUCAGCAUCUGAUGUUUCAUCUUUGAUAUCAGCAACUAAGUUCAAGCUGCUUUUAGCUAAAAUUUACCAAAACUGUAGAGAUCCACAAGAAACUCUGACAGCCUUUGCAGAAGCCAAAGAAUCUCAAAAUAGUGUUCUGAAAAGAGUUGGUGUUGAGCAGCCUGAACUCUUGCCGGCUCAGAAGGCCCUCUCUGCUCAAAUAAGUUGUCAAAUGGCUGAACACUACACAAAUUUAAAGGACUAUGAAAAUGCUAUUAAAUGCUAUAAAGAGGCUACGUUCCACAACGAGGCGGAUUCAGAGGCAAUGAUUUCGCUCGCAAAGUUAUACCUCACAACUGGCGACCACAAUGCCUGCCAGCAUCAGCUUACUAAUCUUUUGAAGAGUGACCAAGACAACGAUGCCGCUACAGUGAUGAUGGCGGAUCUCAUGUUCAGGAAAAUUGAGUACGAAUCAGCAAUAUUUCACUUCCAAAAACUAUUAGGCCGGACACCAGAGCAUUACGAGGCACUAGCUAAGUAUGUUGACUUGAUGAAGAGAGCAGGACAACUUGUUGAAUGCAAAAGUUUCAUCGAAAUGGCUGGGAAAGCGAACGCCAGGGCAUCUGUUGACCCUGGUUAUAACUAUUGCAAAGGGUUAUAUGAAUGGUUUCAGAACAAUGCUACUGCUGCACUGAGGCAUUUCAAUCUUGCCAGAAAAGACACCUACUGGGGAGAGAAGGCGCUGUAUAAUAUGGUUGAGAUAUGCUUGAAUCCUGAUAGUGACAUUAUUGGGGCAGAAACUUUCGAGGCUGUUGAUGACAACAGCACUGUUGCCGAAAGGCAGAGUUCUGAAGAAAUGGCCUUGAGAACUGCAGAAAAGCUUUUGAAGGAAAUAAAACCAAAGGGAAAUACAAUAAAACACAAAGUUCUUUCGAAUUAUGCGUUAAUGGCCGAGAAAAACAAGAGCAAGACUGAGAAAGCAUUAUCAGCAUUCAUGGAGCUGGCAAGUGUCGAGAAAGAUUACGUUCCAGCUCUGCUUGGGAUGGCAACAGCUUACAUGAUGUUAAAACAGACCCCCCGGGCGAGAAACCAGCUUAAGCGCGUUGAUAAGCUUUCUUGGAACUCAGAGGAUGCAAAUGAAUUUGAGAAGAGCUGGUUGUUGCUAGCUGACAUUUAUAUUCAGAGUGGAAAAUAUGAUAUGGCCCAAGGUCUGCUGAAGAAAUGUUUACAAUACAAUAAGUCAUGCACCAAAGCUUGGGAAUAUAUGGGAUUUAUUAUGGAGAAGGAGCAAGCAUACAAAGAUGCUGCCUAUUAUUACGAAAAUGCAUGGACAAACUGCAACGAGUCUAAUCCUGCCAUUGGGUACAAGCUAGGAUUCAACUAUUUGAAAGCCAAACGAUUUGUUGAUGCAAUCGACGUCUGCCACAAGGUAUUAGAAAAGCAGCCAAACUACCCGAAAAUCCGCAAAGACAUCCUUGACAAAGCAAGACACGGACUCCGAGUCUAAGUACUUUUUCAUAAAUUUUCUUUGCGACAUAGUCUACAGGGUACAAACUUUAAACUUAUAUGUUAACAUAUAAGAUUAGCAGCAUUGCAACCACUGUUGCUCAUUUGAAGAGAGUUAUAAGUAAUAUGAUCGAAAUAUGUACAGAUAUAGUGUCUGAUUAAUUGUAUACUUAAGCAAGUGAACUUAAUGCAUUGUAAAUAGACUUUUCCCCUGAAUGCACUCCUCUAUUAAGUGUCUUUUGAGACUUACUUGGAAUUCGCAUUUAUCGAAUGGAUAGAAGUGGAUAGAUUUAAAUACAGGUAUUUGCUUUAUUUGAGCUUCAAAUGUUCAAGGAUAAUGCCUAUUAAAAGUUUUAAUGAAACGAAACAUCUUUAUUUUUGGGACAGUGAACGAUUCUAGAUGUUCAUCGCUUUGAUAACCAUUCAACUCUAGUCUUUCCUAAAAUCCUAACAAUUUUCAAGAAUCUGACCUCAAUUUUGCCUGAAGUCCACAGUCCUUUCUGUCAGAAGUGCUAUCAUUUCAUUCUAAUAUCUUAGUGUCUAUAGUAUAUGAUCAUAUGAAAAUCUAUUGCGAUUAAAAGUGAACUAUAUUAUAA